This is a messenger RNA of Gadus chalcogrammus (walleye pollock), 1291 nucleotides long. RefSeq names its product solute carrier family 66 member 2. Bases 389 to 1126 code for a protein of 245 amino acids. NCBI's taxonomy places the organism in Eukaryota, Metazoa, Chordata, Actinopteri, Gadiformes, Gadidae. Gene Ontology annotation, cellular component: endosome; trans-Golgi network. Gene Ontology annotation, biological process: retrograde transport, endosome to Golgi; phospholipid translocation. The transcript is spliced from 6 exons. The record is from RefSeq and is a predicted model, not a curated record.
GUGUGUGUGUGUGUGUGUGUGUGUGUGUGUGUGUGUGUGUGUGUGUGUGUGUGUGUGUGUGUGUGUGUGUGUGUGUGUGUGUGUGUGUGUGUGUGUGAGAGGCGCGCGCGUGUAUGUGUGUGGGAGAGAGAGAGGCGUGUGUAUGUGUGUGAGAGAGGCGUGUGUGUGUGAGAGAGAGAGAGAGUGAGAGUUGGCUGCCGUUGUUUUCUCUCCUGAAGUUGGGGAUCUCCUCGGACCUCCAGCUGGUUACCGGAGUGUCGGCUGUUAUUCUGGUUUUCUGAUUGGAGCUCCUUAGUGUUCCUUCCUGCUCCUGAUCCCCCCUGAAGACCCCCGUGCGAACCAGGACACCGUGUCCAGGUCUCCUGCUGUGCGAGCGUCCGAUGAGAUAAUGGAGGUGGAGGCCGAUCUCCAUGGCAGCCAGCCGAUGGAGUCGUCUGUGGGGGUGCUGUCGGUGGUGGCGUCGUGUGUGAUGGUGUUCGGGGGGGCCCUGCCCUACCUGCCCCAGUACCAGGAGAUCCUGAGGAGCAACGACACCACCGGCUUCUCCACCCGCGUCUGCCUGGUGCUGCUGCUCGCCAACAUCCUGCGCAUCUUCUUCUGGGUGGGGAAGCAGUUCGAGCUGCCCCUGCUCCUCCAGAGUGUGGUCAUGAUCUCCACCAUGUUCUGCAUGUUGCGUCUCUGCUGCCACGUCCACAACUCCAACCGCGUCAGCACCAAGCAGCACCGCCUCUCAGAACUGGACCCGCGGUACUUCUGGCAGUGGACCAUGUUCGAGGACUACCUGCUGUUCUGCCUGCUGUUCAGCGUGGGCUGCUGCCUGCUGACGCUGCUGCUGCUCGACUCGCCGCUGUUCAUCGAGGCUCUGGGCGGCCUCGCCCUGCUGCUGGAGGCCCUGCUGGGCCUGCCGCAGCUGCUGCAGAACCUCCAGCAGCGCUCCACCCGCGGCAUGAGUGUGAAGAUGGUGGUGAUGUGGACUCUGGGCGAUGUCUUCAAGACGUCCUACUUCCUGCUGAACGAGAGUCCGGUCCAGUUCUGGGUGUGCGGGUCGGUCCAGAUCGUGAUGGACGCCCUCAUCCUGCUGCAGGUCUUCCUCUACGCUCCGGACGCACACUCCAAGUUUGGCUGAAGCCGUUGCUAUGGCGUCAUCAUCCGCGUUUGAGCGUUGCCGCGGCAAAGAUGGAGCCGUUCCACCCUAAGUGUUUCAGCCCCCUCAAAAGUCAACCCCUCUCACCCCCCCUCCCCCAGGUCAACCCCCAUCUGCAUAAAAUGUGAAUAUCCCGCAUCCCCCCCA